Messenger RNA from Trypanosoma grayi, 2206 nucleotides. RefSeq names its product putative trans-sialidase. NCBI's taxonomy places the organism in Eukaryota, Euglenozoa, Kinetoplastea, Trypanosomatida, Trypanosomatidae. The transcript has a single exon. The record is from RefSeq and is a predicted model, not a curated record. The annotation marks the transcript as partial.
AUGGCAGAGUCAGCACCCGAAUGGACGAAAAAGCGGCGUGGGCGCCCGGCGGCCUCUGCAGCAAGGGUGGAGGUUGGUUUGGCAAGGGGAAUGCAGCACAUGGGGGGUGGACUUGGUGGUGGUUUUGCGGUUGGUGACGCUGUGUUUGCGCCGAAGCGGCGUCGUACGAAGGGGAUGCACUACGCGCUGGCCGAAAUAACUGGUAUUCAAGCCUGCGCGGCCAGUGCAACGGUCGCCUUUGUGAAUGCCGAGCCUGGUGUGGAUGACGAGGCAGUUCCUCUUUACACGUUGUUGCCGUGUCGGCGAGAAGCCAUCACAGCUGAUGAAGAUGCCGCAAAGGACGCGAAUAUCUGCUCGCUCGUGCGGCGCGCGUUGUGCGCAGCAGCGCAUGAUGGGCCGACGCGGCUUUCUGAGAAACGCCGUAGAUGGGUCACCUGCGACAGUUGCCCCGGCAGUGACACGGAAAGUGCGCCGGCAUCAAUCACUCCUAGUGCCCCACAAGUGACAUUCACACCCACCCCGUCACCUCCAGCAAUAAUGGAUGAGGUGGGGAAUAAGGUGAAGCACGAAAAUGAAGUUGAGUUGGAGGAGGAAAAACAAAAAGAGGCGGGUGGGUGGUACACGCUUCAGAUCUUUUAUGCACCACCGGAAAGCGUUGAUCGGUUCUACGGCCGCGCCUUCGGCGCAAUAUGUGACAAGAUCUUGUCCAGGCCCUCUUCGCAGUUGCCGAAGGUGGUGUUGUGCAUCUUUGAGGAGUACCACAGUUUGCACCGCUUCGAUGUUUACAUGACGCUUAGAGGUCAUAGGGUAAACCUCAUUGAUGGCGCCGACCCCCGCACCACGCGCGUUGCUGCGAAUGGUGGCGCGUCGCAAUCCGCACCGGACGCGUUGUGGCUCUGCCUUCUGGCAGAAGAUGUGGAAGACGAGGGCGCCGCCGUGGAUCUACUGAAGGACUGGCUUCACCCAAACCCCCACCACCAACAGCAGCAGAGCGGGGGCGACAGUGGCGGCGCACCGUUUUCCCUCGCCGUGGCGCAGUUCAACGAGGGCCAGAUGGCGACUUUGAGCCGCGAGGGGCGAGGCACGGAGGACUUGAGGGAGCCACCGGGGGAGGAGGAAGGGGGGAGCAGCGGCGGCGCCGCAGCGGCAGCAGAUAGACUUCUGGCUUUUGUUGGUGGGGACGCUGCCUUGAUAAAAUGCCAACUGUUUAGGGGCGCGAAGGAUGACGAACUUGUGGCCACAUCCUUGAUGGCAGAUGGCGGCCCCCGCAUUCCACCCACCGGGUGGCAGGAGCAAAAACAGCCGCAGCUCGAAUUCCACGGGCGCCGCUGCCAAGCGACGCGGUUGGAACUUUGCAUUCCCGCAAGCAAGUGGCAGUUGGAGCUGAUUCGUUCAAUGCUGACGCGCAACAAACUGGAGGAGCAAAACGGCGUCGUGCCGCGGAGCCGCCUAUUGCGAACCGUUGAAUGUGGUGAGCUGGCGUUUUCCAAUGUGCCCCUGGCGCCGACUUUGCUCCAGGCCGUUGCGAACGGAAACGCAUUUGACACAGCAAUGUCGAGUGUGCUCGCGUCGUCGCCGAGCGGUUCGCAACUUCUGGGCUCUAUCCAGGAAAGGGUGAUGCGCAGCGGAUCGUUCCUGGGGGAUGAGGCCUUCCCUGUUUUGGCAGCUGUGCGGGCCAUUCUGGAAGACGCAUUGCCUACGCCUUCGGCGGGCCGCAACUCAAGUCAGCGACGCGUGGCGCUCAUCAUUCCAGGCGCCGCCGCAGCAACCAACGACGCCGCAACAUACCGCCAUGCUAUUCAACGUUUUUUGUACGCAUGGCACCUGUUUACCCUUACAACGACCGACCGGCAACGACCGGGCGUUCCCGCCGUGUUGGACAGCCUCUCAUGGUUAGAAACGGGCGGCGUGCUGCUCUUGAGCCCGGAGGCCCCGCUUUCCAGAGCGAGUUCUCUACACGAAGAGGCCGACAUCGCCAUCGCGUGUGGCAAAGCCGCCUCAGCGUUCAUGGAAGCCAGCCCCGGCGUCCCGUAUGUUUCCCUGCUCUCGGAGGUGGAAGUGGCGGACGGUCCGGCGUACCCGUGGAUCCUUUGGCCGGCCGCCGGCAGCGAAGCAAAACCCUCCGCAGCUGAGAGGGCCAUUUUGGGAAAGAUGGUGGCCGCAACCGGGCGGACGCGGGAGGGCGCGCCCCUUGCGCAGACGUCGG